AUGGUUAAAAAGUCGAUUCCGAAGGCGAUUCUGCAAAGAACUCAACAGCUUAAAAAGGCCAAGUCGAAAUCGAAGAAAUCAAAGAAAUCAAAGAAAGCGUUCUCUAGGGAAUCCAAAUUUGUAAGUGCACAAUCAUCAAAUGAGUUGGAUUGGAAAGCAGUGGAUAUUCCAGAAACGAUGGAUGAUUACGAGGGUUUUUACGGUUUAGAGGAGAUUGAUGGUGUUGAUGUUAAAGUUGUUAACGGAAAGCUUCAUUACGUUACCCAAGAUAAGACGAAGUUGGCUGCUAAUAAGGACAAGGAAGUUACCUCUGAUCAAGUUCCAGCGGGUGACUUUGAAGUGGAGGAUUUUGAGGAGGGUGAAGGAGAGAAGAAGACAAAAAGUGGGACUGUUGGAGGAGGGAAGGAAUCCACCACGGUGCCUGAGAAGGCCGGUUCUAAAACUGAUGAAGAUAAUAUUCCUGGUAUACCGGGUGCUAAGAAAACAAAGAUUACUUUAAAGGAGAAGAAGAAGACUAAAGAACAAUUAGAUGACCAGUUGACUGGUAAUGGUUUCUCGGCUCUAAGGAAAAGAGAUGCUAUGGGAGAACUUCCUAUGGAUGAUGUCGAUCUUCCAGAGUGGAAGGAUACUCAUGUGUCUCUAUACAUUCAAGAUGCUCUUUCUAAGCUCAACUUUAAGACACCCACUGGCAUUCAAAAGGCAGCCAUUCCAAAGGCUUUGGAAGGUAAGGAUGUUAUUGGUAAGGCUAUUACUGGUUCUGGUAAAACUUUGGCUUAUGGUAUACCAAUCCUUGAGAUGGCCUUAGAAGGUGAUAAGAAUGGAAAUGAGGUUAAUCAUCCUACAGGAUUAAUUUUCACUCCAACAAGAGAAUUGGCGGUUCAGGUGACCAAACAUUUGAAAGCGAUGGUGAAAUAUUCACCUUUGAAAGAUAACUCAGUUGUGUCUUUGACUGGUGGAUUGUCUAUUCAGAAGCAGGAGAGAUUAAUGAGUUAUAAUCCUAGAAUUCUUGUUGCCACUCCGGGAAGAUGUCUUGAAUUGCUUGAAAAAUCUGAUGAGGUUGCAAAGAAGGUGGCCUCUACUGAUAUUCUUGUCUUCGAUGAAGCUGACAGAUUGGUGGAAGAUGGACAUUUUGAUGAUUUAGAGAAGAUCUUGGAUAUUAUGCGUAACAAUAGGCCUACGGAAGAUUCGUCAAUACCGCGGAAAUGGCAGUCUUUGGUGUUUUCUGCCACUUUCUCUAAAGAUUUGUUUGGUAAGCUUGAUAAACAAGUUGUGAAAAACAAAGCAGAUAAACUAGCAGAUAAGAAGCUUAGAAAAAAGAGAAGGCUUGACGCUGAAAAGGAAUUGGACGAAGGAGAAGUGGAAAGAGAGGGGGUUUUGGAUAUGCUCAGCAAGAAAUUGAGAUUUAGAGGCAGACCACUCUACAUUGAUGUCAAUCCCACCGAGAUUGUUGCCGAUAGCAUUACAGAGGCCCUUAUUCCAUGUUCUCCGACGGAAAGAGAUCUAAUGUUGUACUAUUUCCUAUCGAUAUUUCCAGGAAACACGUUAGUAUUUGCCAACUCCAUUGAUUCGGUGAAGCGUCUCAAGCCAAUGCUCAACAGUCUAAGAAUUCCUACAGUAGCAUUGCAUUCAUCGAUGAUUCAAAAGCAGAGAUUGAGAUCUUUGGAAAGAUUUCAACAAAAUUGUGAGGGUGCUGCCAAAGAGCACAAAUCAUCUGUUCUUAUUGCUUCUGAUGUUGCCGCCAGAGGUUUGGAUAUCCCAAAUAUUCAGCAUGUGGUGCACUAUCAUCUUCCCCGUACCGCCGACUCUUACAUUCAUAGAUCUGGAAGAACUGCAAGAGCUGGCAAAAAGGGUGUUUCCAUAGUUCUAUGCUCACCACAAGAAGCUUCGGGACCUCUCCACAAAUUGAGAAAGCUUGUGAGUAAUAAGGACGAUCUACACGUUGAUGAACUAAAGAUUCUACCGGUUGAUAAUGACAUUCUCAGACAAAUGCAGGACAGAUUGGAGAUUGCCUCGAAGUUAGCGCAGGCGGAUAUUACCAAUAGCGUUGUGGUAAAGGAGAAUAGCUGGAUGGAAAAGGCUGCGGAGGAUUUAGGUGUGGAAGGAUGGGAUGUACUUGUCGAGGAUGAUUACUUGAGGAGAGAUAAGAAGCGAAAGCAAGGUAAGCAAUUGGAUAAGCAGUCGAAGAAAGUCCUCAAAGCUGAGUUAAGAGAGUUGCUCGAUAUACCCGUGAGGAAGGGUAGGAGCUCAUACAUUACAAGUGGUCUCCAUAACCUUGCUGAGUUGUUAGUGAAAACUGAGGGUGAUGGAAACCAUCAAGUUAUGAGUUACCUCCAAAAGAAUGCUUUAUCGGUGUUGAACCCUAUUAAGAAAAGACGACUCUAA
Molecule: messenger RNA, 2382 nt
Organism: Brettanomyces nanus
Lineage: Eukaryota; Fungi; Ascomycota; Pichiomycetes; Pichiales; Pichiaceae
Exons: 1
Coding region: 1-2382 (793 amino acids)
Cellular component (GO): nucleolus
Molecular function (GO): nucleic acid binding; RNA helicase activity; ATP binding
Source: RefSeq, a predicted model, not a curated record